CAACUUGUCAAUCGUACAAGAGCUCGUUUUUUUAAUUAUCAAGCUAGUUAUUGUGACACAGGUAAAUGUGAUGAUGAUACACUAGUGUCCAAGUUAUGUAACGCGUGUAGAGAAUUACAACAAGCUGUGGUUGUUGCUUGUUAUGAUACCUGUUAUGCUGGAGAAUAUGCAUCAGAACAAGCACCAAUCUUAAGUUUACCAUGGUUAUUUGCUACACCUCUUUUACAAAAUCGAAUAGAUAAAGAACAACCAUCAUCAGAAGGUUUAUUAAGUAUCGCAAUGAAAAAUGCUCUUGGUAGAUUACUUUCUGUUCAACAUCGACUUCGAUUGGAUGGCUCGACUUUACAAUUUCAAACAUCUGAGAAACGUAUUGUUGGUGAAGCUAAUGUGGAUUUGACAGUUUGUGUAUUUAUUGAAAUACUUCAACAAUGUAUGGAAUCAAAAGAUUAUUCAUAUUGGCCUUGGAUAGUUAGUCAUUUUGUACGAAAUACAUCAUCAUUUGUGCUCAUGUCUAAACAAUCUACACCAACUGAUGAAUGGAAACUCAUUUUACGACCUCAUGAAAUAGAUGAGUAUGAUGAGUAUGCUGCUUUACUCAUUUCAAUGAAUUGGACAGAAGAAGAAGAUCGUAUGAUGCAUGUUUAUUUUCAAAAUAUUCUUGAUAUUUGUUUUGAUAAAGGACGACAAACAAAUGACAUAGGUUUUCUUAAUAUCAGUGAAGAUAUUAUAUUAUUAUUACAAAAAAUGGCUAUUAAUGAAACAAUUAUUUAG
Molecule: messenger RNA, 771 nt
Organism: Rotaria sordida
Lineage: Eukaryota; Metazoa; Rotifera; Eurotatoria; Philodinida; Philodinidae
Source: the annotation of a GenBank genome assembly